This is a messenger RNA of Xiphophorus maculatus (southern platyfish), 3775 nucleotides long. RefSeq names its product gastrula zinc finger protein XlCGF57.1-like. Lineage: Eukaryota; Metazoa; Chordata; Actinopteri; Cyprinodontiformes; Poeciliidae. Gene Ontology annotation, molecular function: RNA polymerase II transcription regulatory region sequence-specific DNA binding; DNA-binding transcription factor activity, RNA polymerase II-specific. Bases 434 to 2215 code for a protein of 593 amino acids. Gene Ontology annotation, biological process: regulation of transcription by RNA polymerase II. Gene Ontology annotation, cellular component: nucleus. The record is from RefSeq and is a predicted model, not a curated record. The transcript is spliced from 5 exons.
AACGUAUAACCCGGACCAGCUCGGUUUGCGUUUAUUAUUUGUUGGAAUGAGGAUUAAUUACGAUGGCAGUGUUAGCUUGACUGGCUAUAUCCCGACGAAAGACGCUUGUUUGUGUGAAAUAUGUGUGAUAAAAGUGUCCUUGCUAAAUCUCCCAGACUCUGAUCGACCAUCUCGAGAAUGGAGCGCUGGUGACCAUGGAGCUGAAGCAGCAGACAGGAAAGACCGUAUCAUCGUUUGUGGACACUUCCUCUUACAUUGUUGUCCAGCUGAGGACAGAGAGACUGGAGAUAGUUUCAGAGUGGACCCACCCAGAACUACUGACCAAGUUUCAGGCAGCAGAAGAUCCUGGUAAAUGACUGAAGCCUUGAUCCAUUAGAACUUGUGAGGGUUGAAGACAAGGAUUGUGAACAGGGGAAUCCCAGGCGGAGCGAGGAUGACUGAGAUGAUGAAGGUUGAAGCAGAUGAACCUGGAGGGUUCCCCCCCCUACCUGCAGGAUCGACAUCGGAACUGGAGGAAAGACAAGACAAAGGUCUCAUCCGUCAGAUGUUGGUGAUUAAAGAGGUUCCCCAUCCCUGGACCUCCAGUUCGGACCAGGAGGAUCCAGAACCCCCCCACAUGAAGGAGGAAGAAGAGGAGCAGUGGAUCAGUCAGGAGGUAGAGCAGCUUACUGUGAAGAUGGAAGAUGAAGAGAAACUUCAGUUACCAGAGCUUCAGCAAAUAAAAACUGAAGACAACAGAGCAACAAAAACUUUGCCCGCUUGUUCAGUUGGACAGAUGGAAAAAGAACCUGAUAGAAAGGACUGUGGGAGACCAGAAUCAGACAUGAACCUGGACCCAGCAUGUUCCUCUCAAAAGAGCAAGAUGACAAUUCACAGAAGAGUGCUCCCACUCCAUCAGAUGUUGGUGAUUAAGGAGGUUCCUCACGACUGGAAUCCUAGUUUGGGCCAACAGGACCCAGAUCCCCACAUUAAGGAGGAAGAGGAGGAACUGUGGAUUAGUGAGGAGGAAGAGCAACUUACUGUGAAGAUUGAAGAUGAAGAGAAACCUCAGUUAUCAGAGCUCUCCCACAAUAAAACUGAAGACAAUAUGGAGACAGCAGCUUUAACUACUUGGUCAGUUGAACAGAUGAAAACAGAAUGUGAUGGAGAGGACUGUGGAGGACCAGAACCAGAUAGGAACGCAUAUUCAGAAGACUCUUCCCAAGAAAGUAAAAUGGCUGUUCACAGUAAAGGUAAAGGAACUGCAACGUAUCGUCUUCAUACACAUAGGCAACUCCACACUGGGGAGAAACCAUUUGUUUGUGAUUAUUGUGGUAAAGGGUUUCAUGCAAAGAACUUUCUCAAGACUCAUGAGAAGACCCAUUCAGAAGGAAAACCUUUUUUCUGUGACGUUUGUGGUAGAAAAUUUCAUCGAAAGAGUAGUAUUAAACAGCACAUGAGGAGCCACACUUCAGAAAAACCAUUUGUUUGUAGUGUUUGCAACAGAGGAUUUUCACAAGAAAAUUUUCUGGAAAGGCACAUGCAUGUUCACACAGCACAUAAACCGUUUACUUGUAGUUUUUGCAGUAAAGGUUUUUCCCAACAAAAUACACUAUUGAAUCACUUAUGUAUUCACACAGGAGAGAAACCAUUUACUUGUAGUGUUUGCAGUAAAGGAUUUUCCCUAGAAACUGUACUAAAAAGGCACAUGCUUAUUCACACGGGUGAGAAACCAUUUAAUUGUAGCAUUUGUUGUAAAGGAUUUUCACGACAAGAGAAUUUAAAGAGCCACAUGCGUGUUCACACUGGAGACAGACCAUUUGUUUGCAGUGUUUGCUGUAAAGGAUUUUCACGACAAGGAUAUUUAAAGAAACAUAUGGAUGUUCACACUGCACCAUUUAGCUGCAGUGAGUGUGGUAAACAUUUUGUGAAGGAAAUCCAGUUGGAGCGACAUGUAAAGGUCCACACAGAGGAGAGGCCUUUUGGGUGUGAUAUCUGUAAAACCAGAUUUAUUCAGAAGUGUCAUCUUGACAACCACAUGAGAGUCCAUUCAGGGGAGAAACCAUUUGUUUGUACUCUUUGCAGUAAAGGAUUUUCACAACAAGAUCGUCUAAAGAGACACAUGCGGGUUCACACAUGCGAAAAACCGUUUGUUUGUAAUGUUUGCAGUAAAGCGUUUUCACAACAUGGGAAUCUGAAGACUCACAUGAGUGUUCACGAGGGUUGCAAGGAAUGAAUCAAAAUCCUGACGUGAGGUUGAUUAGACUGCAUUAGCAUAUCCUUAAAGAGGCAUGCUAAUGCCAAGCUAGAUUAUUUCACUGAGCAAAUACAUUUAAAUAAAAAAUCUUUAAAAAUCUAAUUGAAAUGUCAAAAUAAAGUGUCAAAAAUUUAGAUGGCCAAAAGUUUUCAUUUGAUGAUCAAUAUAAUGAUUAGAAAAACCUAGAGCAGAUCAACAAUAACUGGUCUAUUCUCAGCUUUUGUACUACAAUGAAAGCCUGAUAUUUAAAACGGCAGUACUAAAUGUUUUCCAUCCACAGAGAAUCAUUUUAUAGCGCAAUCAACUAUGUUCCUUUGAGUUAUUAUACAAGUACUGUACAUAACAAAUAUGGCCUAAAAGAAAUUUGACUUGGUAAUUUAACACUUUGAAAUUGGGCCUCUAUGUCUUUAAGAAGGUUCUGCUCUUUACAACACUUUACUUUCAAGAAAUCAUCACCUCUCUCCUCCCUUAACCGUUUAUCAACAUUUUUACCAGCAUUGCACUGAGAAGUAACUCCUAUAAUGAGCUCAGCAGAUGUGCAGUUCCACCAGCUGUUUGUUAAUUGCUUCUGGCUAGUCUGAAGGGGAAUCAUGUGGGGCCGGUACUCUGAAACAAAACCUUGGGAUGAAUGAAUGGCUGCCACUGAAGAUUAAAAGAAUCCUCAAACAUACUGUAUAUGGAAUAUGUAAGUACUGCAUACGUGAUUAUCUGGCUGAUUUAUAUUAGUAAAUCCUCGAGUUAAAAUACAGUAAUUCUGAAUAUAAGAAUGUAAGUACACCAGCAGGCUUGUAUGCUAGACCUGCUAAGAAUUAGCUUUGCUGGCAUUAUCCUAUAGUUUUAUGGUUGUAAAAUAAGCACUGAGACAAUUUAGUAAGUAGCUACAGCUGAAUUAUUUGCUUGUGAUAAACUCCAGGACUCCAUUAGCAUUUCAAAGAUGAGAAAUGCUAAUGAUCACUUCUAUCCACUCACUACAUUUAAUUGCUAGCAACCAUAUGCCUGCAGUUUGCUUCAAAGAGAUCACUUGCCUCCCAUUUCUGUCCGAGCAGCAAAGAGCACAAUUAUAUAUUUUCUAUUUGUUCUGGAUACUGGUUCAGUUAUACUUUGCUCUUUGUUUUGAAAAAAGAAAUUAUGCACUUUUCUGAAUGAGAGCUUAAUUGAUUCCAGCUUAUUGGUUUUAGCCUAAUUAGGAAAGUUAACUUGUCAUAUUGUAAUUAGUCAUAUAUUUGGCUUGUAACUAGAAAGAACACUGUGUCUUCAAAAUAUCUUCUGAUACAACUGUAUCAGAAAUAGCAUUGAGUAUAAAGUAUUUUCUUUUUUGUAUCCUGGGACCCCUAGUUCACUCACUGCCAAAUGGGUCAGUUUUUUUUUUUCUCGUUUGUAUUUUUAAUUGAGGUUGCUGCAGGUUAAAUCGUUGAAAUUGUACAAAUGAUGCAUCUCUUUUAAAAAAAUAGUCUCAUUCUCUCUCCGUUUCAUGUUAAAGUAAUUUGAUGCACAAAUAUGUGUAUUAAAAUAACUGAGAACUGUUGUUAAAGUUUGUCU